GCAAUAUGGCGGUGUGCAGUUGCAGUUCGCCGGGCCUCUGGGUCCGGGCCACAGAUCACCAUUUGGGGAGUCUCUUCACGCUCCUCUCGAAGCCAUUUUGUUCCGCCGCUGCUGCCUCUAGGCCCCUGAAUGCCCAGCAAUUGGCGGACAGGCUCCGAGCCCAGAAACGGGAACAAAAGAAGAAGGAGGAGCCGGUUCCUACAAACCCUGUUCAGCGAAGGGUGCGAGAACUAGUGCGGUUCACAAAGCAGCUGCAGCGAGUCCACCCAAACGUGCUUGCUAAGGCACUGAGACGAGGGAUUCUUCACCAGGACAACGACCUUGUGGUCAUCAAUAAGCCCUACGGUCUCCCUGUCCAUGGUGGCCCUGGGGUCCAGCUCUGCAUCAGUGAUGUGCUGCCUAUCCUGGCAAAGAUGUUGCUUGGCCCCAAGGCAGAGCCCCUGCAUCUAUGCCACCGGCUAGACAAGGAAACUACAGGCGUGAUGGUGUUGGCCCGGGAGAAGGAAGUGGCACAUCAAGUCCAAGAGUUGUUUAGAACCCGUCAGGUGACCAAGAAGUACUGGGCCAUCACUGUGCGUGUCCCCAUGCCGCCAGCAGGAGUUGUGGACAUCCCCAUCAUUGAGAAGGAAGUGCAAGGCCAGCAGCACCACCACAAGAUGACGCUGUCCCCAAGCUACCACAUGGACAAUGGGAAAAUGGUGAAAGUGCGCACCAACCGGCAUGCACAUGUGGCCGUGACUCGGUACCAGGUGCUCAGCAGCACACUGCCCUCUGCCCUCCUGGAGCUCCAGCCUGUGACCGGAAUAAAACAUCAGCUUCGAGUUCACCUGUCUUUUGGAUUGGAUUGUCCCAUCCUUGGCGAUCACAAGUACUCAGACUGGAAUAGGUUGGCUCCCCAGAAGCUGCCUGCGGGCACGCUGAAGAGGCUGGGGCUGGAACAGGCGAAGGCCCGUCACCUCCCUCUUCACCUGCAUGCCCGGCAGCUGGUCCUGCCCGCCCUGGGGUCCAGGAGGGAAGAACUCAACUUGGUCUGCCAGCUUCCUCGCUUCUUUGCGCGUUCUCUGAGACGCCUGGGUCUAGAGAUGCCAAGUAAGGAUCAGCAUGGAGACGAUGAAGUGGACCAUCUGGGACUACAGUGAAGACUGUGGAGCAGUUUGACCCCUGAGCUCGUCACUCUGUUUAGCAGGGAGUGAAGUUGGCUUUGGUGGCCCCAGAAGAGCCAGGUAUGAGAAGUUGAAGAACCUCGGCUCCUUUGGGGCUUUUAAUGGUGAACAAACUAUUUAUCGAUAAUUUGGGCAAGCUGUUAGAAAGCCUGCAGAAGUCCCCUUGCCACAGAAUCUCUGCAAAAAUGGAAGAAGAGCUGAGGACCAGGCAGAUUGGGUCAAUAAUUGGAGAAGAAGGAGGACUAAAGGACAGAAGGACAAAAUGUAUGGUCAGGGACUAUAUUCAACCAACAGUAAAACUCUUGAUCUUUCAAGAAGGUACCCAUGGUUGGAAAGAACAUAAUGGUUAAACACAUCUCUUAGAACCCACUGUCUAGCUCCAGUGGCAGAGCCUUCCUGCACUGGUGACUGUGGAGCCUGGGAAGGGGGUGUUUGGAGAGGGAUUGAGGUGGGACAUUCUGAUAAGCAAGUUAAGCAGGUAUAAACGGCAGGCAGAUAUCAAAUGCAGGAAGCUGGCAGGGGAUGGACAGCGGUGGGGGAAACAAACCAGGAUCCAAAUACAAUAUCUAAAAAGGGCUGGUUUUGGCUCCAGGUGUUUGUUACCACGUGGGAAUGGAUUUUCUCAUUUUUUCAGAGAAUCAGGGGACCCAGAUAUUUAUGUGAAAUCUCCCAUUACGCUAACAACUAAUUCAAAUUUUUAGAAAAUUCUUCGGCAGCCAAGCAAAUCAUAUUUGCUGAUCAAAUUUUGUCUACAGGCUACCAGUCUGCAGUCUAUGUUUAAAGAAUGGUGUAGAAGUUUGGAGGAAGGUGCCAUCUUGGAAGUUCUGGGUCAGUGGUUGGCAUUCUAGAUAAUGUAGCCGCCUGUCCUUUCCAGGCUUUGGAUGAUGAUCAGUAAAAGUACAAACAUGUGGUUAUAAAGGUGCUGCCAUGUUUUAAUCUUACUUGGGAAGCAAAGCUCCUGUUCUUGGGUCUCAGGGAGGAGAAGGUCAUGUUAAACACUACUAGGCCUGGAGAUGAUGCUAGCCUCCCUGCUCCCAGUUGGUCUACCUGGCUCCUGUCUUAUUUCUGGCAAACAGAUAUAUGUCACAUUACUUUAGGGAGAGUUGAGGAAUGUUGGGGUGACAGCUCAAUUAAGGACUCCCACCCGCCCCAAACAGCCGUGGUAUGCUCUCUUUCUGCUGAUAACUCAUCUUUCUAACCCUGAUACCUCCUGCCUAACGUAUUUAACUUCAGAAGUACUUAGGAGUACUUAGGAGAUAACUGCAUUUGUUUGUAUAAGGCCUAAAUAUAUUUUGGCUGUUGUUCCCAGUCUAGUAAACCGUGCUUCUGAAAAUAAAGGUACAAGAUUGUGACAUUUAAGGAAUAUGGAUAAUUGACUUUGAUUCAGGGAGAUGGAUGAACAGGAAUGGCCCACAGAAAUGCAGAGAAAUGUGGUAGAAGAGCUGAUGAUGGGAAUCAAAGUUAGGAAUGGAAAAUGCAGAAAAGAAGGAGCUAGUCAGGGUCUGGUUUGCUAAAGCUGCCAGAAUACAAUAUACCAGAAAUGGAUUGGCUUCUAUAAAGGGGAUUUAUUAGGUUAAUAGAUUUACAGUUCUA
This is a messenger RNA of Choloepus didactylus (southern two-toed sloth), 2756 nucleotides long. RefSeq names its product RNA pseudouridine synthase D4 (gene RPUSD4). The coding region runs from base 6 to 1139 and encodes 377 amino acids. Gene Ontology annotation, biological process: pseudouridine synthesis. Gene Ontology annotation, molecular function: pseudouridine synthase activity; RNA binding. The record is from RefSeq and is a predicted model, not a curated record. NCBI's taxonomy places the organism in Eukaryota, Metazoa, Chordata, Mammalia, Pilosa, Megalonychidae. The transcript has 7 exons.